Molecule: messenger RNA, 453 nt
Organism: Psilocybe cubensis
Lineage: Eukaryota; Fungi; Basidiomycota; Agaricomycetes; Agaricales; Agrocybaceae
Exons: 4
Coding region: 1-453 (150 amino acids)
Source: RefSeq, a predicted model, not a curated record
AUGAAGAACCCUGAUAAAGCCCAAACACCUACGGAGAACCCUCCUUCUUACGAUAUUGCAACAGAGAGCGGGAGCGGGAGUUCAUACGACGGAGAGAAUGCCCCUCUUCUAAAUCCCCCAGAUGCAAAGACAACCAUGAACCAACCUCUUCUGCAGCCAAACAUGUAUCCUGGCCCAUCAUAUACCACCCAACCUCAGAAUAUACCCCAGCCUACGGUUUACAACUAUGUCAAUCCCAUGACAGGCGAGCAGGUAGUGUCGCUGCUGCCGCCAGGGCAUCCAGAGAUGAUCUGUCUGCAGGCCGGAGGCCACGUCCCAGAGACGCAUUAUGGACUGUUAGGCAUUCUGGCCGCCGUUUUCUGGUUCCCUCUCGGAAUCGGCCUUUGUCUCCUUGAUAGGAGAAUACGGUGCAAACGCUGCGGCGUCAUAAUUGACGACGGUAUUUGUGGCUAG